Messenger RNA from Phyllostomus hastatus (greater spear-nosed bat), 846 nucleotides. It is a transcript of the gene PDCL2, whose product is annotated as phosducin like 2. Gene Ontology annotation, cellular component: cytoplasm. NCBI's taxonomy places the organism in Eukaryota, Metazoa, Chordata, Mammalia, Chiroptera, Phyllostomidae. The record is from RefSeq and is a predicted model, not a curated record. The coding region runs from base 1 to 846 and encodes 281 amino acids. The transcript has 6 exons. Gene Ontology annotation, biological process: protein folding.
AUGCAAAUUAAAGCAGUAAGAGACCACUACACGCCUACAAAAUGGCCAAAAUCUGGAACACCGACAACAGCUAGUACUGGUGAGAAUGUGGAAGCAAUAGGAACUCUCUUUCAUUCAUUGCUGGAUCCAAAUGAAGAUACAGAAUGGAAUGAAAUUUUAAGAGAUUUUGGCAUUCUUCCUCCAAAAGAAGAGCCAAAAGAUGAAAUUGAAGAGAUGGUUUUACGUUUACAGAAAGAAGCAAUGGUUAAACCAUAUGAAAAGAUGACUCUUGCACAGUUGAAGGAAGCUGAAGAUGAAUUUGAUGAUGAAGAUAUGAGAGCGAUUGAAACAUAUAGAGAAAAACGGUUACAGGAAUGGAAAGCUCUUAAGAAAAAACAAAAAUUUGGAGAGUUAAAAGAAAUUUCUGGAAAUCAGUAUGUGAAUGAAGUCACAAAUGCAGACAAGGAUGUAUGGGUUAUAAUUCAUCUAUACAGAUCAAGCAUACCAAUGUGUUUGCUGGUUAAUCAGCAUCUUAGUCUUCUAGCAAGAAAGUUUCCAGAAACUAAGUUUGUUAAAGCCAUCGUGAAUAGCUGUAUUCAACACUACCAUGACACUUGUUUACCAACAAUUUUUGUUUACAAAAAUGGUCAGAUAGAAGGCAAAUUCAUUGGAAUUAUAGAAUGUGGAGGUAUAAAUCUCAAGCUAGAAGAACUUGAAUGGAAGUUAGCAGAAGUGGGCGCGAUACAGACUGAUUUGGAAGAAAACCCUAAAAAAGGCAUUGUAGAUGUGAUGGUGUCUUCAAUUAGAAACACUUCUAUCUAUGAUGACACUAACAGUUCAAACAGUGAUACUGAUGAUACCAAGUAG